AUGGAUGUGGAUACAACUCAGCUCCCACUAGCAAUCAAGGAUUCAUCUACAACAACAAUGUCCUCAACCACAGAGCCAGAGUCUACAUCUUGCAGAGAUGAGGACUGUCACUGUAACGGAGGACAGUGUAAAUUCAAUGGGACACUGGGCAGAUGUUAUUGCCACUGUCAAGAGUCAGUCUAUGGAGACUUCUGUUCUUUUGGAGGGAACACAACAUCUGCUAAUAUUGAUACUGGGAAAUUACCAACUCGACAGGCAAAUGUUACGUUGAGAAUCAACAUACCAUUUGAAGAUGCUUUUUAUAAUUUAAACUCACAUCAGUCAGUAAACUUCACCAACAAAUUAAAAAAGGAGCUUGAAGCCCUGUGCAAAGAAGCGGAUCCUCAAGCCUUUAAAAAAGUAGAAAUCAAAAAUUUAACACAAGGAAGUGUUGUAGCAGAGAGCAUAGCGGAGUACGUCUAUCUGAACAAUGAAACGCAAAUCCAGUUUGUCAACACUGAGCUAGAUGGGGUGUUGGCCAACAUCUUGAAUGACACAAAUAACCUCAAUAAGAUUUCUCAGGCCUUUAGUAAUGCCAAAGUAAAGUUAAAUGGACUCAACUUCCAGUCACCGUACAUUAAAAAUAUCACAGACCUGAAGCCUUUUGUUAACUGCAGUCAGUUUGCUAAUUACACUGCUGAGAUUAGUAAUGGUCAGUGGCGGUGUGUUGGACCGUGCCAAAGAAUCUCUAAUUACUGUCAUCAACAUGGAGAAUGUCUUAAUAACAUUUACACAGGGCCCAUUUGCAGGUGCUCCAAGUCCAGCCUGAAGCAGUUUUAUGGCCCACAUUGUGACCUCUUCCACUGGGGUCCAGGUUUCUAUGGAGCACUGUUUGGAUCACUGGCAGCUGUACUCCUGCUCUUGAUUAUCAUCGUCAUUGCUGUCGUUGUCAAAAAAAGGAAUAUCGGCAUUUGGAAAACGGAGGACUCCUAUAACAGAAGACUGUCUGCUUUUGAAGAAGAUUUCUUUGACUUCUCAGGUAUAGGUAUACCUGUUUUUCAGUAAUCACCAAUCUUUUCAAUUAUGUUAAAUUCAGAGUAAGGACAUACUGUACACAGUU
Molecule: messenger RNA, 1099 nt
Organism: Scomber scombrus (Atlantic mackerel)
Lineage: Eukaryota; Metazoa; Chordata; Actinopteri; Scombriformes; Scombridae
Product: mucin-3A
Exons: 8
Coding region: 1-1044 (347 amino acids)
Source: RefSeq, a predicted model, not a curated record